This is a messenger RNA of Choloepus didactylus (southern two-toed sloth), 4635 nucleotides long. RefSeq names its product gamma-aminobutyric acid type A receptor subunit alpha2 (gene GABRA2). Gene Ontology annotation, molecular function: transmitter-gated monoatomic ion channel activity involved in regulation of postsynaptic membrane potential; inhibitory extracellular ligand-gated monoatomic ion channel activity; benzodiazepine receptor activity. Gene Ontology annotation, biological process: synaptic transmission, GABAergic; regulation of postsynaptic membrane potential; signal transduction. Bases 213 to 1568 code for a protein of 451 amino acids. The transcript is spliced from 10 exons. Gene Ontology annotation, cellular component: GABA-A receptor complex; postsynapse; neuron projection. NCBI's taxonomy places the organism in Eukaryota, Metazoa, Chordata, Mammalia, Pilosa, Megalonychidae. The record is from RefSeq and is a predicted model, not a curated record.
CGCCUUCGCCUCCUACUCCUCUCGCCGCCGCCGCCGCCGCAGCUCCUCGCGCUCCCCUCAGGCUUCCAACCAGCGGAUCGCUCCCAGCUCACUCGGCUGCUGCUGCUGCAGUCUCUCUCUCUCUCUCUCUCAUUUUCUCUCUCAAGUUUUCCUGUCUCCUCAAGAUCUGGGCAAAGGGACGAAAACAUCGAAUUCUGCUUGCUGCUUCAGCGAUGAAGAUGAAAUUAAACGUCUCCAACAUGCAGUUACUGCUUCUCAUUUUCUUGGUGUGGGUCCCAGCCAGGUUGGUGCUGGCUAACAUCCAAGAAGAUGAGGCUAAAAAUAACAUUACCAUCUUUACAAGAAUUCUAGACAGACUUCUGGAUGGUUACGAUAAUCGGCUUAGACCAGGACUGGGAGACAGUGUUACUGAAGUCUUCACUAACAUCUACGUGACCAGUUUUGGCCCUGUCUCAGAUACAGAUAUGGAAUAUACAAUAGAUGUCUUCUUUCGACAAAAAUGGAAAGAUGAACGGUUAAAAUUUAAAGGUCCUAUGAACAUCCUUCGACUUAACAAUUUAAUGGCCAGCAAAAUCUGGACACCAGAUACCUUCUUUCACAAUGGGAAAAAAUCAGUAGCUCAUAAUAUGACCAUGCCAAAUAAGCUGCUUCGAAUCCAGGAUGAUGGGACUUUGCUGUACACAAUGAGGCUUACAGUUCAAGCUGAAUGUCCAAUGCACUUGGAGGAUUUUCCGAUGGAUGCUCAUUCAUGUCCUCUGAAAUUUGGCAGCUAUGCAUAUACAACUUCAGAAGUCACCUAUAUUUGGACUUACAAUGCAUCUGAUUCAGUACAGGUGGCUCCUGAUGGCUCCAGGUUAAAUCAAUAUGAUCUUCUGGGCCAAUCAAUUGGAAAGGAGACAAUUAAAUCUAGUACAGGUGAAUAUACUGUAAUGACAGCUCAUUUCCACUUGAAAAGAAAAAUUGGGUAUUUUGUGAUUCAGACAUAUCUGCCUUGCAUCAUGACUGUCAUUCUCUCCCAAGUGUCAUUCUGGCUUAACAGAGAAUCUGUGCCUGCAAGAACUGUGUUUGGAGUGACAACUGUUCUAACAAUGACAACUCUAAGCAUCAGUGCUCGGAAUUCUCUCCCCAAAGUGGCUUAUGCAACUGCCAUGGACUGGUUUAUUGCUGUCUGUUAUGCAUUUGUGUUCUCUGCCCUAAUUGAAUUUGCAACUGUUAAUUACUUCACCAAAAGAGGAUGGGCUUGGGAUGGGAAGAGUGUAGUAAAUGACAAGAAAAAAGAGAAAGCCUCUGUCAUGAUACAGAACAAUGCUUAUGCGGUGGCUGUAGCGAAUUAUGCCCCGAAUCUAUCAAAGGACCCAGUUCUCUCCACCAUCUCCAAGAGCGCAACCACGCCAGAACCCAGCAAGAAGCCGGAAAACAAGCCAGCGGAAGCCAAGAAAACAUUCAACAGUGUUAGCAAAAUUGACAGAAUGUCUAGGAUAGUUUUCCCGGUUUUGUUUGGUACAUUUAAUUUAGUUUACUGGGCUACAUAUUUAAACAGGGAACCAGUAUUAGGGUUCAGUCCUUGAAUCUAGACACAGGGUUAGUUUUGGGAUGUAUAGCAACAUUAGAGCUGGUUUUGCUAUGUACAGUCUGACUAAUAACUGGUAAUUUGUGAACUAAAAUGUACAGAAUGUAUAUAAUGAUACAGCUUACCAAUUAAUGGAGACACGCAUUUGCUAACUCGUGAAACUGUGGGCUGAGAGCACCCCAUGCCAAAAGAGCCAUUAUCUUUUUAAAGAUAGGAACUUGUUUAAAGAGGAUUUCAGAUGUUCUGAUUUAUUUCCUGUUUUCUAAGACAGGUGAAAACGAGGAGGAAUUUAGAAUGCUUUUGAUUUAGGUAUUAGCUAGAAAUAUUUUCUACUAUUGCCUAAUUAUGAUGUAAGGUAAAAUUUUCAUGCGAAGAUCAGUUUUCCUAAGUAGCAGGAACUGAUAUCUGCAACACCAAUUUCCCUUCCUGAGUGUUAAGCAUCCGUGCUAAUACAAUGUGAAUCUUGGCUCACAUAAGAAGAAAAACUAGAGAUUCAAAAUCAGCUUUUAAUUACUCUGUAUAGUAUCUAGAUCCAUGUACAUAUUACAGCAUGAUGAACUCAAAAAUUAUGAGUCACCACUUACAGGAUGUUAAUUAUGCCUGGAAUUAAAUAAAUAUUGGAAUGUCAUGGUCAUAACAUUUGUAGCUUCACAGUUUAUUUGAAAGUAAUAAGUGAAGUCAAGCAAAUUAUUUUAAUUGUUGGAUACUAAAUUUAAAUAUAUAUAUGGGUAAGAUAUCUAUAUAUCUCUCCAGGUAUGUGUUGCAUUGAAAUUGAUCAGCUAAAUUUCUUGGUGCUGGAGACUGGAAAAAAGCAUCCAGUUUGGCUACUGUGAAGCAACAUUCAUAUUGGAUUAGAAAAUUGUGCCAAAACUCCCACUGAUGAGAAUUCAUAGGUGUCACAGAAUAUAAAUGACCACUUAUAUGAUUCUCUUCUUUCCUGUUUACUGCAAAUUCUGCCUUAAGGCUUCUUUUCAUUAGGACUCAGAAGCCACUAAUUAAAAGGAAAGGGCAGUUAAUUGGCACACUUUUCUGUCUUGAAAGCAGCUCUUUCAGAUAAGAAUUAAUGUAAAUCUGCUUUUGUAAAUUGUAACUUUCAAUUUCGCUGAAUCGAAUUUACAACAGCUUUGUAUAUCAGAAAAGGUUUUGGUAAGAGUUGAACAUUUUUAAACUGAGACUUUAAAACAUUACUGACAGAUUGUGGAUUAUUUCACAUGCACCUACACACACACACACAUGCACAUAAAAUAAGUAGCUAAAUUAGAAGCCACAAUUUUCAAUUUUAUAUAACUAGUAAUUAUUAAUGGGUAAAAUUCAUUUUUCUUUUAAUAUUUUAAAAAUAUUCUUUAUGCCCUGGAAUAUACUGAUAAAAGUUAAUGAUUGUGUUUCAUGCCUAGAUUCAAAGUUUUUGACAACUCUAAAAUCUUUUUGAUUCACAUACACAUUAGCAGUUAUUAGUUGACUUUUAACAAUAGAUACACCUUUAUCAUGGUGUCUUUGUAAAAACGUAAGUAGUCAAACAGUGACAUUUCUUGCGGUUUUGUAUAGUAUUUGAGUCUAGUGCAUAAACAGGUAUGUUUAAAAAACUCAAUAAAAGGAAUAUCUUAUAGAAAUAGCCAAAAUCAAAGCAAACAUUGCUUUUCCUUUGCCUCAUUUAAAUUUUAUUUUAUUUUUUUAAUUUGACAUGUUUUACUUGUUUUAGUGUAAUUCUAUUAUGUGCUUUGCAUGAUUGUAUCUUAAGGUCACAAAUGCAUAUUAUUAACAGAAUUUUCCAUGAAGACAGCCUUGACAUUAAAAUUCUCUUACAGAGGGCAAUCUAUAAUCCUUAAUAAAAUAAAAUUGUUGCAUGAGCUAAUAACUAUAUUUCUUUAAUUCCCUCCCAAGUACACCUUCUUUGUUAUCUAAACAGUUUUAAAAUGUGAACUUUAUUCACCCAUUAAAACAGAAGAUAUUCUAUUUUAUUAUAAAUUGAAACAUAGCAUUGCUUUUCUGUAUACAAAAGUGUGCAGUAGCCUAAGAAAGUAUGUGAUGCUUGAAGACAAGCAAUAAAAAUGCUUUUAUGAUAUGCAUCUAUUAGAAAUUUUUAAAAAUGUUUCCCUUUAAGUUCUACUCUGCCCCCUUAAUGUCUUACUAAUAAAUUAUAAAUUUAUAAAUAUGUAUAUAUGUAAAUAAACUUGUAAAUAACAGUUUCUGUAAGACAACAGAAAAGACUCAUCUCCACCUUGGGCCAAGGGCUGCACAUAUAUUGAAGACACCAGUUUUAUCAGAGCUUAUGGCAGAUUGAACAGAAAGUUUUCACUAUUUUUAUUCAUAUUCUUAUUUGUAGUUUAAAUUGUUAAAAUCUUAUUUCAGCCUAAUGACAUCCUGACAGGUCAGAUGCUCCAAUAAUGUAUCAGGAUUUUCUAUUAUUUCUCUAACAUUGGGAUAUUUUUGCACACUUCUUAUUCUUUUAACAAGUUUAGACAAAUCAAAGGGGACUUUUGCUGUUGCUAGAGGAUGCUUCAUGGGAAAAGGUUUUUAAAAUUAUAGAACCAUGUUCCUUACAAUUAUUCUCCCAUCCAUAGACAAAUUAAAAACAAAAAACAAAAAUGACAUUGAUUUACCAAAAUAAGACCAAUAUUUUAGGAAUCACAUUUUUAAUAUCCUAUGUGGGUCUUUUUGGCCUAUAGAUGUUGUACCUAUUUCAUGCGCUUGUACAUUGACAUAAAGACUUAUGGUAUGUACAAAAUGUAGAUAAAUAGAUAUAUAUAGAGAGAAACAUAAUCUCAUCAUUGUAUAGCUACUGCUUUGAUUCAACUAAUACUUAUUCAACAAAUUUUUUGACCACCUACUAUGUGCCAUGCCCUGCAGUUGAUGUUAAUAUCACUCAUAUGACACCUACAGAAUUUAGUACAUCUAAAGUACAUCUCAUUCUUAUAAAGACUUAAUUCAAAGACUAAAUGAAAAAUGUAAUCCUUAAUGUGCUAAGACGGUAGCUGUCUUGCUCUUUUCUGCUAUCCAUGUUCCUAUGUGUUUGAAUAUAAAAAUGUAAUUAAUAUAACCAUUUAAUAAAUUUUUUAAAACAUUCA